AUGACUGCGUACGGACACAUGCCGGGCGAGGCGAUCGAAUGCCUCUCAAUCGCCGUCGAGUUGCACAAGCAGGAGGUGGUGGAUGCGAUGGGACAGGUCACAAUUCGUGUCGGCUUCAAGAUUGGCGGUGGGAUUGAUCAGGAUCCGACGAAGGCGCCGUUCAAGUACCCGGACGCUGGAGUUUACAUUACCAAUGUGGAGCCGGGGUCGCCGGCGGAAGCGGCCGGAUUGAGAAAGCACGAUAAGAUUCUGCAGGUGAGAGAAAUACAAAAGUAACGAAGUUUAAAAAGCGAUAGUUUUUAUUUACAGGUUAAUGGCGCCGACUUCACGAUGAUGACUCAUGAUCGGGCGGUGAAGUUCAUAAAGCAGUCGAACGUGUUGCACAUGCUCGUCGCGAGAGCCGAUCUUCCGCCUGUGAGCCUCCACUAA
Molecule: messenger RNA, 429 nt
Organism: Caenorhabditis sp. 36 PRJEB53466
Lineage: Eukaryota; Metazoa; Nematoda; Chromadorea; Rhabditida; Rhabditidae
Source: the annotation of a GenBank genome assembly